This is a messenger RNA of Olea europaea var. sylvestris, 1131 nucleotides long. RefSeq lists its product as uncharacterized. Lineage: Eukaryota; Viridiplantae; Streptophyta; Magnoliopsida; Lamiales; Oleaceae. The transcript has a single exon. The record is from RefSeq and is a predicted model, not a curated record. The coding region runs from base 1 to 1131 and encodes 376 amino acids.
AUGCCAAAUUACGCAAAGUUUAUGAAGGAAGUGAUGUCAAAGAAGCGAAAAUUGGAGGAAUAUGAAACAGUAAAAUUGACAGAAGAAUGCAGCGCUAUUCUUCAAAAGAAACUUCCUCAGAAGAGAAAAGAUCCGGGCAGCUUCACUAUUCCGUGCACCAUUGGAAGCUCUUCCUUUGAAAAGGCCCUCUGUGAUCUAGGAGCAAGCAUCAAUUUAAUGCCACUAUCAGUAUUCAAGAAGUUAGGCCUCGGGGAGGUCAAGCCAACAACAGUGACUCUACAACUAGCUGAUAGGUCCCUCACCUACCCACGAGGAAUUAUUGAAGACGUGUUGGUAAAGGUCGACAAAUUCAUCUUCCCAACUGAUUUUGUGGUAUUGGAUAUGGAAGAAGAUCAGGAAAUUCCACUGAUUUUAGGCAGACCAUUUUUAGCAACUGGAAGGGCAUUAAUUGAUGUACAAGGGGGACAAUUGACAUUGAGAGUGAAUGAAGAAGAGGUGAGGUUCAACAUUUACCAAGCAAUGAAGUACUCAGAUGACAAUGACACUUGCCACAGGAUUGACUUCAUUGAUUCUGCUGUGAGAGAUGAGAAAUUAUGUAUUGAAGAUCCUCUAGAGCAAUGUAUGAUGUUUAGUACAACAAAGGAUGAUAUUAGCACUUUUGGAGAGUACAUCGGGAGCAAGGAUUUGGUUGAUUACAUAUUGGCUCUUGAGUCUACAUCAAUUGUGGAAAACCCAUCACAAUGUGAGGAUAUUCAACAGUCAAAGGAAGCAGAUGACAAAGAAAGCAAUGAAAGCAGUAAGAUUGAACUGAAGCAACUACCAGAUCACCUUCGCUAUGCAUUCCUGGGGGAUAAGUCUGCAUUUCCAGUAAUUAUUUCUUCAUCACUCACCAUAGACGAAGAGGAUAGAUUAUUGAAAGUGUUGAGGGAUCAUAAGGCCUCUUUGGGAUGGUCGAUAACUGACAUCAAUGGGAUAAGUCCUACAAUCUGCAUGCAUAAAAUCCUCAUGGAAGUCUUUCAAGCCAUCCAUCGAACAUCAAAGAAGGUUAAACCCAGCAAUGAAAGAAGUGGUUCAAGCGGAGAUUCUAAAGCUAUUGAAGGCAGGAAUCAUUUUUUCCAUUUCAGACAGUGA